Vitrella brassicaformis is the source of this 585-nucleotide messenger RNA. NCBI's taxonomy places the organism in Eukaryota, Vitrellaceae. The record is from the annotation of a GenBank genome assembly.
UCAUGUCCACCUCCGCGUACUCGUCUGCGCCAUCACACAUAUGUACACGCACACAAAGACAAGAUGACACCACCCAUCCACCCGUGUGACAUUCCUCUCCCGCUCACCAUCACUGUCACGUCAAAGCCGAAAUCCCUCGCGUAGCUGCCGAUGGUGAAUCCGGGGAGGCUAUGCAGUGAGACAUCGGCAAACACAUGGAUGGCAGCCGCACAGAGCGCCCGCAGCGCCCUGACUGAAUCAACAAAGGACACACACCAAACGCAUGAAUGAUGACGGUCAAACUUGAUGAGUGCUGUCGUCGGUGGCUGGCCUACUCAUGUCUAGCUCGUAGUCCUUCUUGCUCAUGAGCAUGUUCCUGUUUCUGAUCCAUGGUCGGGCGAAUGCCUUCUCCAGCAGGCCGAAUGCAAUUCUGUCCAUCCUCUUCAGGCGCUGCUUGACCCGCUGGUCAAUGUGUGGGCGGCAGGACUGAUGGCUGCGCAGGACGUCGGGCAGAACGGCUCGAUGAGAGCAGCUGCUGUGACCUUUGCCCCGCCGCAAAGCCCCGCAGCCAGUCCUCUGAUGCACCUUGUCAAGCUUGGCUUCCAU